AUGAGCGACGGUCGCGAUACACAGCCUGGUCCUGGAAUCAGCAGAAGAAAAGUAAUCAGCAGAAAAAAGAUAGUGAACAGGCCUCCGGGUCGGUCUCUGAAAAAGCACAUAGUAGUCAAACAGCAGUCCAUGGCUCCUCUCACCUCAGGCGACACUACCAACACUGUUUCGGCUGUAGAAACGUCUCCAACGUCUCAUUUGCAAUCCUCCUGCAUGGACUCUGGCUUCCAUCUCGCACCUUCGCUUGUUCAAGCAAUGCAGCGCAUGCCUGACGUAUUUCCCGAGAUCGUGUCCGGCUCCGGAACCACUCAAGAGAUCUCCAAUGCACCAGCCAAACAACUGACGCGCGACUGCAAGCCUUUGCAGAAGGCGCAGGAUGGAAGCACCAAGUCGUGCAUGCAGGACAUCGUGGAGCAACAGCAAGAGGAGGAUGCUUUUGGCAAGCAAUCUGACAGAAACAUGCAGCGAGACUACUUGCCUGGGAUGAAAUACCAAAUCGAAAAUGAUCUGCUGCAGUUAAUGGAGCAACUGCUUGACGAUAAGAACCUUUUGUUGGGCGAAGCGAAAAAGUCCAACGAAGAACUUCUCGGCCUGGGGAAAGAUCUGGUUGAAGCUCAGACAAGGCUCAAGAGAAACGCAAUCUACAUCAAGUCUCUUGAUGAUUAUGUCGAUGAGCUCGAGAGGAAGAUCGAUCCCGAGUCACCUCCUUCAACUGGUACUCAAGUCGGACAAGCACAGGCUGGUACCCAAACAGAAUCGACCCCCCAGCAGAAUGUCCCAGUAGGAGAUGCCGUGUACAGGUGGCAGGCUUACAUGAUCAAACGCCUUGAGCAAGAGAAUGAGAGGCUGGCGGAAGAAUAUGAAGAUCUGAAAGAGAAGGAAGAGAAAGCGUUCAGCGACGCCUUGCACUUUGGAAAAACGCUGCACGACCACAACAAGGUCUACAGGGAACACUUGGAGAUGUGCCAUGAGUCCAAAGCCUUCCUGAACAAGGAUGUGGCAGAGAAUCUGAUCAAAAUGCGAGCUAUCUGCAACGACAAAUCAGGGUUUGUGUGUGACUGCGAAGCUGCUGAAGAGUCUCGGAGUGCUGCUGUCAAUCCUGAGUCUAUGUCGGGUCAUCGUGAAAGCUUUUUGAGCGUGUUGCUUGUCAUCGCACGUACUUUGCCCUGA
Aureobasidium namibiae CBS 147.97 is the source of this 1170-nucleotide messenger RNA. RefSeq lists its product as uncharacterized. Lineage: Eukaryota; Fungi; Ascomycota; Dothideomycetes; Dothideales; Saccotheciaceae. The transcript has 3 exons. The coding region runs from base 1 to 1170 and encodes 389 amino acids. The record is from RefSeq and is a predicted model, not a curated record.